Angiostrongylus costaricensis is the source of this 669-nucleotide messenger RNA. NCBI's taxonomy places the organism in Eukaryota, Metazoa, Nematoda, Chromadorea, Rhabditida, Metastrongylidae. The record is from the annotation of a GenBank genome assembly.
AUGUCUUGGCAGGCUGUUUGUUGCGUCAUCUCGAUCGUCCGUAAGGCUACAGCAGAUUCUCCAGAUUCUCUUGGCAGAGGUCAUAAAACCGCCAAACCGGAGGGAUUAAUGUCGUUUUUUAGACAGGCUGGGAAGACGGCUAUAUCGAAUUAUUUGGGAGAACAAAUUGACAUAGAAUCGCUCGGAGAAUAUCGUCCAACAAAAGGGGUUCGCAUCGUAGAAUUCGAGAGCCACGAGUUGGAUAUUCGCGAGCAGAGAAUCGAGAUCGAUGUUGAGUUAUGGGAUUGCAGUGGAGAUACAAGUAAAUGCAAGAUUUCGAUUCAUAGAUACCGCGAUUGCUGGCCAGCUAUUAGAGAGGGCAUCGAGGGAGUGAUCCUCGUUGCGAAUCCAGACGAAAACAAAGGAGAGGAUCUAAAAAUUUGGUACCAGGAAUUCAUUGCCGCCACGAAUUUGGAUCCCGGGAAUGUGUUAAUCGUUCUGAACGAGAUCGGUGAGAAACGAACAAAUGACGGAGCAAUCUCGGAGUUUCGCCUUCCUCCGCAGCUUUCGCCUGCAGUUUGCGCGGCAUGUAAUCUUCGCAACGAAGGUGAACAACUUCGUCUGGAGUUUAACCAGUUUCUUGUCACCAUAAUCGCCAAGUCCGAGGACCAACAACGAAACGACGAAUAG